This is a messenger RNA of Drosophila hydei, 4048 nucleotides long. It is a transcript of the gene sNPF-R, whose product is annotated as prolactin-releasing peptide receptor. The transcript has 3 exons. The coding region runs from base 565 to 2376 and encodes 603 amino acids. NCBI's taxonomy places the organism in Eukaryota, Metazoa, Arthropoda, Insecta, Diptera, Drosophilidae. Gene Ontology annotation, cellular component: neuron projection; plasma membrane. Gene Ontology annotation, biological process: G protein-coupled receptor signaling pathway. Gene Ontology annotation, molecular function: neuropeptide binding; neuropeptide Y receptor activity. The record is from RefSeq and is a predicted model, not a curated record.
GCGUAACAGCAGAACGCGAAUAGUCAAAUCACUGCAAAUACAAAUUCAAGACCAGAGCAAGUGCCGGUGCGUGCUCGAGUGCGGAUCCGCAACGUUACGGUCUUUGGUUGUGUUUGCGGUUCCGUUUUAGUUGACAUUUCAAAGAGACGCAACGCGACGCGUCGGUUAAGCAAAGAAAACUUUUUGGCUUUUACUUUUGUUGAACUGCCGGGGCCAGGCUUUAAACUUGAAGUGCAAGUUAAACAGGCAACAACUUAACCUCAAGCUUCAAAUUAAAUCAAUUGUCUGCAGCAUUGAAGCAAUUAGCAAUGAGCCAAAUAUUAAGGCAAACUUUUUGAAUACACGUUAAAAGGCAUUAAAGAUUGAGAUAAACUCGAAACGUGACCCAGCCCAGACGACGGAAAUGGCUGCUUAAGUGGCGCACUUCCGGUAAAACCGGACAGGAUUCAACAGCAACAGCAAUCCACUCAGCCGCAGCCAUCGUCACAGCUACAGCUGCCCCGCCCUUAAUCUCAAUCGCCAACUGAAAGCGACUCAUUAGGUAUCCAAACAAAGUCCUUAAGCAUGGCCAAUGUAAGCAAUGAGACGGUUAACGCUUGGCUGGUCUCGGUCAGUACACAGUUGCCCCAUGUGCUGGGCAUGAAUUGGAGUGGCAGCAGCACCACCACUCUUGCCACGCCCGGCAGCACCAGCACCAGUGCCACCACAGCCACCAUCACCUUCCCCGGCAGCAGCACCGCCAGCAGCAGCAGCACCGUUGGCAGCUUAAAUGUGGAUGUGGAUGCCGUGGAUGGCGAUAAAUCAGGCAUUAUACACAAUCAAUUCGUGCAGAUCUUCUUCUAUGUGCUCUAUACCACGGUGUUUGUGCUGGGCGUGUUUGGCAACGUGCUGGUCUGCUACGUGGUGCUGAGGAAUCGCGCCAUGCAAACGGUUACCAAUAUAUUCAUUACCAACCUGGCCCUUUCGGACAUUCUGCUUUGUGUGCUGGCCGUGCCGUUUACGCCGCUCUACACAUUUAUGGGCCGGUGGGCCUUUGGCCGUACGCUCUGCCAUCUGGUGUCGUUUGCCCAGGGUUGCAGCAUAUAUAUAUCGACGCUGACGCUUACCUCGAUUGCCAUUGAUCGAUAUUUCGUGAUCAUUUAUCCGUUUCAUCCGCGCAUGAAACUCUCCACAUGCAUCGGCAUCAUUGUCAGCAUUUGGGUGAUUGCUCUGCUGGCCACAGUGCCCUACGGCAUGUACAUGAAGAUGACCAACGAGGUGAUGGAUAACACCACACAGCUGAUCGGUGUGAACGAGACGAGCAGCUUGAAUCCCCAUUACGGCUAUCCUACACCCGAUGCCACGUCGGCUGCCCAGGCCUACAUGCAGGUGAUCACAGAUGGCGUCACCGUCUGCGAGGAGAACUGGCCUUCGGAGCACUACCGCAAGGUGUUCGGAGCCAUCACCACGACGCUGCAGUUUGUGCUGCCUUUCUUCAUCAUAUCCAUUUGCUAUGUCUGGAUCUCGGUCAAGCUGAAUCAGCGCGCCAGGGCCAAGCCGGGCUCGAAGUCUUCGCGCCGCGAGGAGGCGGAUCGGGAUCGCAAGAAGCGCACAAACCGCAUGCUUAUCGCAAUGGUGGCAGUUUUUGGCCUCAGUUGGCUGCCCAUCAAUUUGGUGAACAUCUUUGAUGACUUCGACGAUAAGUCCAAUGAGUGGCGUCUCUAUAUGCUCUUCUUCUUUGUGGCACACUCGAUUGCCAUGAGCUCCACGUGCUACAAUCCCUUCCUGUACGCCUGGCUGAACGAGAACUUCCGCAAGGAGUUUAAGCAUGUGCUGCCCUGCUUUAAUCCCUCCAACAACAACAUCAUCAACAUUACCCGCGGCUACAAUCGCAGCGAUCGCAACACCUGCGGCCCGCGUCUGCAUCAUGGCAACGGGGAGGGCGGCCCCGGCGGCAGUCUGGAUGCCGAUGAUCCGGACGAUAAUGGCGUCACUCAGGAGACCUGCCUGCCCAAGGAGAAGCUGCUCAUCAUACCGCGCGAGCCCACCUACGGCAAUGGCAACGGUGCCGUCUCCCCAAUACUCAGUGGACGUGGCAUCAACGCUGCCCUGCUGCACGGCUGCCAGGCACAGCCCCAGCAGCAGCAACAGCAGCAAGUCGAGCUAACCCGCCGCAUUCGCCGGCGCACUGACGAAGAUGGCGACUACAUCGACUCCGGCGACGAGCAGACAGUGGAGGUGCGCUUCAGCGAGACUCCAUUUGUCAGCUCCGACAAUACGACGGGCAUCAGCAUCCUGGAGACGAGCGAGUGCAUGUUCCAGGACUCAGCUGAGCUGCCUGAAUUGGACAUUGUUGUCGUUGGCUCUGAUGGAGAGGCCAGCAGGCGAUGUAACUGAGGCAGGAUUUUCGAAACACAUUUCUAGGCGCACGAGCUCGAGGACUGCAAAGGGUCUGGGAAUGUGGCAUAAACUACAAUGCCAGAGCAUGGUCGCCUUGGCGAGUGGGUGUGGCUGUAGUCCUAUUGUGCGGCGCGAAAAGUGCUGAUAAAUGCCAAAUAAAGUGACAACGAUGCGAAAAUUGCUGCGCUGGAACAGAACUGAGAACAGAGCCCCCAAGCAAUUGGCUCAAGCAGCUUCUCAAAUCGUUGAUAUCAAGUCUCUCAGUGUGCGUUGCGGUUUGCGGGAGUCAGUUUAUGUCUGUGUCGCAUCUAGGCAGGCCCCAAAGGCGUUAACAACCAAUUCUAAACGUACUCUAUAUUACAUAUAUAUACAUAUUUCCUCUGUUACCUCGCUCUGCACUCUCGCAGCAGUUGUGCCGCCUUGCAGGGAGUCAAGAGAAUCCAUUAAACUGUUGGCAGCCCUUAUGGCUGGCCUCUAUGCGUCACUUCCAUUUCAAUUUCAAAUUUACGCAUAACUGUCGCACGUUUUCCUUUUUUAUUUUUUUGUUUUGGUUUUUUUGCAUUCCGUUGUUGGCGGAAUUAAAUUUCGUUUGGCAAUUUUUGGGCCAAUUGCGCGUAAAUCUGUCAACGCAGACAUUUGGCUCUCUAUGUAGAAACAAAAAACCACAACAAAAGGUAAAUAGCUGAGAACCAAGGAAAAUAAUUUGGCUAACUUAAAAUACGAAAAGAAGACAAACAAUGGCUAGCCAAAUAAAGUAAGCCUAAGCCUGACAUUGAUGGGAUUUGUGAAGGCCACAGCAAGUGGAGGCAAAUAUUGUUCGAGCGAAUGACAGGCUGAUAGAAAAUAAGCAAAUUGGAACGAGACGACUUCUUUUCACCCUCCCCUUCCCUGCCAAUUGAUGGAUGUUUCAAAGACAUUUAAUUGAAAUUAAACUCAGUUCAAUCAGAGCGAUUAAACAGUCUCGACUUUUCUAAGCGAGAUUGAGUCAGUAUAGUUCCAAUUCAAAUAUUUAUAUAUAUCUCUAGGAAGACAGUCACAUUCACUAACAGUGGCCAUGCAAGGCAAGUGAAAGGUCUUAGAUAUAAUCAACAGUUAGACGUUAUUUCGAUGUGUAUUUCAAGAUUAUAUUGUAGUUAUGUAAGCCCCUAACACUCGGAGAAACUAAUUAACCUAGACGUCUAAGCUAACUAGUUGUAAGAGGAAACUGUUCGAGACGCUUGCAAAGUGUUUUCAUGCAGUAAAUAGUUUAGCAUAAAAGUAAAUUGAAUCUUUCGAGUUGCACAACGCAAGUCUCAAAUGCUGCAAAUGACGUGCAAAUAAAAAACGAGGCAAAUAACCAAAAGUAUGCAAAGUCCUGUUGACCAUGAGCCCCAGUUUUUUUGAAAGUUUAUGUCAGGCAUGUUGCAAAGUAUGACAUACAAUUAUAGUCUCAAAUUGUUUUCUGCAACUCAAGCAUGUGCUGCAUGUCCUGCAAAUUAAGCUUUCAAAAAAAUGUCAGCGAUUUUCGUGUACUUUUGGUUUGCCAUAUGUGAAGAGUUACACGGCGUAUACGUAAUGCAUGUUAGUUGUUAGAGAAAGUAAAAAGUAACAAAAACGAAUUAAAGUUGACAUAUGAAAUGUUUUUUGUGGUUUAUCUGAAUGUGAAUAUGACUACAAAUAUGACUAUGAC